Trichoderma atroviride IMI 206040 is the source of this 499-nucleotide messenger RNA. RefSeq lists its product as uncharacterized. NCBI's taxonomy places the organism in Eukaryota, Fungi, Ascomycota, Sordariomycetes, Hypocreales, Hypocreaceae. The record is from RefSeq and is a predicted model, not a curated record.
AUGCGUUUCGCCGUGGUCCUCGCAACGCUGGUUGGACUGGCUGUCGCCACCCCAAAGUCACCGCUUUUCAAGAGACAGUGCCCUACCCAGCCCCAAGACUGCUGUCUCCAGACUGCCAACUGCCAGACUUGCUACUACGGAACCGAGCCCUACGAGUGCAAUUGCGACUGCGUGAAGAUUGGUGGCUGCCCCUGCACCGAAAUCGACAACGACCUUAACCCGCCGCAAUGCAUUGGUUGGUCGGCCGGCAUGAACCAUGACUGCACCUAGUUUCAUGACACGGUAUUCAGUAAAGUCAUAUACUUGACUUUCUGAGAAUUGAUCACCGAAACUUUGAGGAAGCGAUUGGUCUUACUGUAUUGGCGGCAUUUUUAUCCAUGAUAUGAGGGCAGUCCAACUGCGUCCCCUCAUACAACACCUGUUCUUUUAAUAAAAGAAUAGGACAUAUAAUGAAAUGAAUGAUUCAUGCCAAAGUUUAGCGAAUAUAAUUCUUCACAAG